Molecule: messenger RNA, 318 nt
Organism: Adineta steineri
Lineage: Eukaryota; Metazoa; Rotifera; Eurotatoria; Adinetida; Adinetidae
Source: the annotation of a GenBank genome assembly
AUGUUUACCCAAACUGGUUUAUAUUUAUUGGUACUAACAAUAGUAUAUUUCAAAUUAUUUAAUCCUGUUUUUGCAUUACCAACAGAUGCGAAAGAGCAAGAUGACGAACGAUCUUUUGCAACUAUGCUUGGACAAUUUGCUAAUAAUCCUGGUUAUUUCUUAGUGAAUCGUCCUGAUAACAAUGAUAACAUUGACAAAGAAGCGUAUUUUCACAAGAAACGAGAAAUGAAGAGAAAAUGGUCAAAAUUCUUUCAAGGAUCUCAAGGAUCGCAAUCACCUUAUGCUAUUGCAUUUCCAGCUCUUAUUCGUACACGUUAA